CGCCUGUGGUUCCGAAUGCGACGGAGGCUACACGUGAGCCAUGGAUACGCCGCUGAGGCGCAGCCGGCGACUUGAAGGCCUGAGACCUCUGUCCGUAGAGACCCUUCCUGACCCCGCAGUUUCUCGGGUAAGACGGGUCCUUGUAGAGUUCGAGUCGAACCCAGAAGAAACAAGCGAGCCCAACUCUCCCGGAGUGCAGCCUCUGGACCUGGCGCCUCCCCAGCCUGAGCCGGAGACAACCCCGGGAUCACCCUGUCUGAAACAGGAUGCAGGCUUUGGGUCCCCCAAAAGGCAGCCAGGGCCCGACCCCGGGUCCCUCCAACCUCUGCAAGAUCUGGGCCUGGUGUCACCUGCAGGGCAGACAGAGUCGAGUCCGGAAUCCCCACAACGAGAGGAGUCAUCCAAAUGCUCUGCCACACCGGGAGAACUGGACUCAGAGGUGGCCCAAGCUAAGGAGGAGCUGGUCCCAGUAUCCCCAGAGCCCUGCCCGGGCCAGCAAGCACCGGGUCCCGAGCCCUCUCAGCCAGUACAGGAGCUGACAGCCCAGGCACCCAGCUCCCAAGAGCGCCCGCAGGAGUCAAGCAGGCCACCUCCGGCUGGCCGGACGGUGACAGGGGACCUCAACAUAAAGAAGCGAGUUAUAACUUCUCCCCAGGCUCCGGCGCCCAAGAAAUUGAAGGAGAAGGAGGAGCUUCCUGUAAUCCCGAAGGGGAAGCCCAAAUCCGGGCGAGUGUGGAAAGACCGCUCCAAGAAGAGGUUCUCCCAGAUGGUUCAGGACAAACCCCUGCGUACCUCCUGGCAGCGGAAAAUGAAGGAGCGACAGGAGAGGAAGCUGGCCAAGGACUUCGCCCGGCACCUAGAAGAGGAGAAACAGAGGCGCCGGCAGGAGAAGAAAGAGCGCCGGGCUGAGAACCUGAGACGCCGCCUAGAGAAUGAAAGAAAGGCUGAGAUUGUCCAAGUGAUCCGAAACCCUGCCAAGCUCAAGAAGGCGAAGAAGAAGCAGCUGCGCUCCAUUGAGAAGAGAGACACCCUGGCCUUGCUCCAGAAGCAGCCACCCCAGAGGCCUGUAGCCAAUGUCUGAGCUCAGGACAGCCUGGAGGCCUCCACAAGCCAAGAGCCACAGCAAACAAGCCAUCUCUCAGGCCACUGUCACACCUCUCCUGGGGCCAGCACACCAACUCUGACGCAUUAAGACAGGGACCACAGCCCUGAGGGAACCCAGGACCUCACAGGGUCCCAGGAGAGAUUUAACUGUCUCCACCUCCUUUCAGGUCUUUUCCAGAGUGCCUUAAGAUCUUGAACUGUUGCCGGGCAAUGGGGUGGCACAUGCCUUUAAUCCCAGCACUUGAGAGGCAGAGACAGGCGGAUC
Onychomys torridus (southern grasshopper mouse) is the source of this 1369-nucleotide messenger RNA. RefSeq names its product coiled-coil domain containing 86 (gene Ccdc86). The transcript is spliced from 4 exons. NCBI's taxonomy places the organism in Eukaryota, Metazoa, Chordata, Mammalia, Rodentia, Cricetidae. The record is from RefSeq and is a predicted model, not a curated record. Bases 41 to 1081 code for a protein of 346 amino acids. Gene Ontology annotation, cellular component: nucleolus.